Messenger RNA from Quercus lobata, 520 nucleotides. Its product is annotated as putative disease resistance RPP13-like protein 1. NCBI's taxonomy places the organism in Eukaryota, Viridiplantae, Streptophyta, Magnoliopsida, Fagales, Fagaceae. The coding region runs from base 31 to 315 and encodes 94 amino acids. Gene Ontology annotation, molecular function: ADP binding. The transcript has 2 exons. The record is from RefSeq and is a predicted model, not a curated record.
AGCAUCAUAAAGCAAUUUCGUGAGGCCAGAAUGGAGCUUCCUAUGCUGGAAAUUGACACAAUGGACGAACAAUCAUUGGGUAUAAAACAUGCUUUGCUUGAUAAUAAUAAGGGUGGUAGAAUUAUGAUCACAACACGUAAUAGGGAGGUGGCUAGUUUUUGUAAAAAAUCUUCACAUGUUCAUGUUUUUGAAUUGCAACCACUAACUCCUGAUGAGGCAUGGGAGCUAUUCUGCAAAAGGGUGUUCCAAUUUGAAUUUGGAGGACAUUGUCCCCCAAUAUUGGAGAAAUUGUCUCAGGACAUUGUUGAGAAGUGAAAAGGCUUACCACUUGCAAUUGUUGCUAUAGGUGGUCUUCUGUCAACCAAAGACAAAACUGUCUUUGAAUGGAAAAACUUGCAUGAUAGUGUUGGGUUUGAGUUAGGAAGAAAUCCCCAUCUUACAGGUGUUGAUAAAAUCUUGUCCCUAAGUUAUGAAGACUUGCCAUGCCACCUCAAAUCUUGCUUAUUAUACCUUGGUAUGU